Molecule: messenger RNA, 339 nt
Organism: Meloidogyne enterolobii
Lineage: Eukaryota; Metazoa; Nematoda; Chromadorea; Rhabditida; Meloidogynidae
Source: the annotation of a GenBank genome assembly
CGUCAAAUAAAUAGACAAAAAUUACAGUCAAAAGGAAUGGACCCAAAUUCUGCAAAUUCUCGAUAUCCUCCAAAAGUGGCCAUUUUCAGCAAAUAUGACCGCCAAAUUGAUCGUCGAAAUUUUAAUGAAAGAAAAUCUCUUUAUGAUAAAAAAAACGCCUUUCCCUGCUUUCCAAAUGUUCCACCGCCCCCAACAAUUUUAGAAUUUAGACCCUUAAAUGAUGGAGAGCCUAAAAGUCCUGGAAUUGAAGAAGAGGAUGAACCUGAAGAAAAUGGAGCAAAAGAAGAGGAAGAUGUGGAGGAAGAAGAGGAAGAAGAAGAGGAGGAGGAGGAAGAAUAA